This is a messenger RNA of Pseudopipra pipra, 4913 nucleotides long. It is a transcript of the gene MAVS, whose product is annotated as mitochondrial antiviral signaling protein. Lineage: Eukaryota; Metazoa; Chordata; Aves; Passeriformes; Pipridae. The record is from RefSeq and is a predicted model, not a curated record. The coding region runs from base 408 to 2291 and encodes 627 amino acids. The transcript is spliced from 7 exons.
GCCCUGAGGGGCCGUGAGGGGAGCGGGCGGUGCGCCGGGGCCGCUCCGACCUCCGCGGCCGCCACAGCCCCCUCAGAGACCCCCAGGGGGCUGUGCCAGGGGAAUCUGCGAGCGGGGAUCCUCCCGGGGCUUCCUCGGGGAGUGAAGGUCGCGCUGAGGGCGGGGGGGGCCCGCCGUGAGCGGGCCGCUGUUCCCUGUGGGAAGGAGCCUCCUACGCCUUCCCCUUUGGCUUUUCCAUCGCCUGUGCGGGAUCCCAGCCGUGUCCCCUAUGGCCUGUGAUGGCCCUGUCGCCUGUCGUGACCCUGUCGCCAGGCCGGCCCCCAGCCCGGCGGGGUAGGUCCAGAUAAACAGAGUGGGAAUAAACACGGGCUGGGCGAUGGCAGAAGGGAGCGAGGUGCUGAGCCAGGAUGGGUUUGGCCGAAGAAAAAGUGUACAGCCACAUUAUGAGGAACCUCAAGCAUUUCGGGACUAUCCAUGUGGGGUCGCUGGCUGAUUCCCUGACCUGCCUGGUCGAUUCUGACAGAGAUGAACUCCACGCCCGGGAGGAGAUGCGGGGCAGCCAAGCCACCGUGUUCAAGUUUUAUCAGCUCCUGAGGUGCCGGAAGGACUGGGUGCAGGAUCUCAUCCAAGCCCUGCGCCACAACAACGCAGGACACCUGGCUGAUGAGGUGCAGGAGGUGUAUGACACCUGGAAACCCCGUCCCUCAGCUCCCGCUGCUGACUCCUCCCUUCCCAGCAAUGCCCGUCCCGCUGCCUCCUCCAUGAGUGCCCAGACACCAUCCCUGCGGCCGAAUUCUGCUCCGGGAGCCCCGCUGGCUGAGCAGCCUCGCCGGGACCUGCCCGUUGGUGACCAUCCACCCGUCCUGCCCAGUGCUGCCACCACCACGAGCACAGAUCAGGAGGCCAGAAUUCCGGUGCAGGAAUCGCUCCCCAAAAAACUCCUGGAGCAAGAGAGUCUCCAGCCAUCUCCACCUGGGAGCACAGUCCAUGUUGGAGCGAGCGGAGAGGGACACCUCUCCCACCCUGGUGAUACCACGCAGGGGUCAGUGGGGACCCCCAGGGUGGCCAGUGUGUCUGUGCCAUCGGCCGUGCCCCCAGAGCAGGGCCGGGACUGGCUGAGCCGCCGGCCGGUGUGUGUGGACAACGGGUGUUUUGGGAAUGCCAACCACCUGCACCGCGGGGCACCGGGCCUGGCGCUGGGCAGGGCUCUUCCAGCAAGGGAGCCCAGUGCCACUCACAGCCCCGAGCAGCCCCGCAACGAGCCCGAAGAGCACUCGGACGAAUCCACAGAAUUUCCCGCUCGUGGCGUGGGGCAGCAGCCCCCAAACUCACUGCCAAAAAAGCAGCCUGUGCUGAGCUCUGAGCCCCCGAGCAGCUUCGUGGAUGUGCGCAGCCCCCUCCUCAUACAGGAGCAGUUUGAUGCAGAGAAGAAGCGGGUCCAGAUGCUGCAAGAGCCCGGAGGGGAUGGAGACACUUCCAUGGGAACAACCACCCUGGUUGCUACCCCUGUGCCCAGAGGCACUUCCCCAUCCUAUGGCACCUCUGUGAAAUCUGUACCAGAGAAGAAACUGCCCACUGGGAACAGAGCUGGCAGCACCUACUCCGUGCCGACAGAGAAAGUGUUCCCAGCCUCGGCAGCCCCUCUCCUAGGCCCAGCUGUGGUGGGAAGCUCCGAAGGCACGGCUGGGAGAUCGGCCUCCCGGGUGAACUCUGGCACGAGCAUCUGGGCUCCAUCCUGCAGCAACGCAGAGGAGGAUGUGGAGCUCAGCAAGCCGGGCGUCCUCACCUCCAUUGCUUCGGGGGACACAGUGGUGCCUGGCAGAUGCUCGGGCUCUCAGGGGCCCAGCAACCCCAAUUCUGCCACCUCCGACAGCCUCGGCCUCAGCAGCGACCCAAUCCUGGUGAGCAGGGAUAACUCGGAAGGAGCAUUCUCCAGAGGCUCCUUGGCUCCAGUGGCUCGUGCAGACCCCGGGGGACAGGAGGCAGCUGGAGCAAGCAGAGACUCCCGUUCCACUCCGAGCUGGGACAGCACCUCCCUGGGCACCCAUGAGGUCCGUGUGGAUCAUUACCCCAGCGUCCAGCUUGGAGCCGGCAAUGAUGGAGUCGGUCCGCUCGGAAGCUCUCCGGAUUUCGACUCCAGCAGUGGCUGUGGCGCUGCCACCAGCUCAUCUCAGGCCAAGGUCCCUGCGGGGGACAGCAAUGGCCCGUCCCUGCCGUACAUCCUCCCGGCCGUGGGCAUCGCUGUCAUCUCUGCCGUGGCAUUCCUGGUGUACACUCGGCUCCAGAAGUAGCAGCCGGGAUGUCACGCAGCCGGGACGAUUCCUCUGGCAACAGGAUUCUGGCCAACGCGUUUGAAGCCUGAAGAGCAGCGGGGGAAUGGUAGGGGUGUGGUUAAAUCUCUUUCCGCAAGGUUCUGCUGGAAGAGGCCUUGGUACAGGAUGCUGUUGGGUUUGGAUCUGUUCCAUCCAAUUUCCCAACCAUCUUCUUUUUACACCCAUGGAGAGGGUCUCUCUCCAGGGCAAUCCCUUGAGUCAGAAAAGUCCUUGUGGCGAUUCUCCACGUCUUCCUUGUUCGGUCCUAGGAGGCCCCAGGGAAGCAUGCACUGGUGAUCCAAAGGGUGACCCCCUGGGUGCCUUUGGGCAGCGCAGCCAGGAGCGGUUUUGCAGAUAUCCUGUAACAUUGGAGCUGGUUUUCUUGGCUCUGCUCCUCUCAACUUGAAAACAUUCCUGAGGAUUGGUGCAGGAGCCUUCACCAGGUGUCUCAUGUUCAGUUUGCCUUACUUGGUAUCUCUGGCUCUGCCAGGCACCUUUGAGGGGCUCUGCAGCUCCUUCUGGGAUCCCUCCAUGCGGCACUGACCAUGGGGAUAAACAGGAAGGUCAGGAGAGAGCCGCAUCUAACCAGUGUUCCUGAGGAUGGGCCUCCUUGCACCCCCUCCAGGCAGGGAAUCGGGGUUCUACUUUAAGAGGAAUGUUUCAGGCAAUGCCAGCAUUAAGCAGACUUGGUCCUACACAGGGUUGUAGGGUGUCUUUGAUCUUUAAGCUGGAUUUUGGGAACGUGGCUGGAAGGGUGGAUGGAGUUCUCACCCUUCCUGAUACCUGCUGCUAUGGUAUAGGAAUAUAGGAACCUUGUGCCCAGGCUGGGACACAAACAGGAUCAAUUGCACACUGCAGGGAGGCCAUACAGGGGUCUGAGGUGCUCUGGGCCCUUCCAGCACCUUCCAGUGCCUUAAGGGGCUCCAAGACAGCUGGAGAGGGACUUUGGACAAAGGGCCUGGAGGGACAGGACAAGGGGAAAUGGCUUCCCACUGCCAGAGGGCAGGGAUAGAUGGGAUAUUGGGCAGAAAUUCUUGGUUUUGACGGUGGUGAGGCACUGGGUGGAACAGGUUGCCCAGAGAAGCUGUGGCUGCCCCAUCCCUGGAAGUGUUCAUGGCCAGAUUGAAUGGAGCUUGGAGCAACCUGGAGCAACGCUCCUAAUUUAGGUUAUUGCUUCUUCCCUGCUCUUCUGUGUUACAGAACCACAGAAUGGUUUGGGUUGGAAGGGACUUUAAAGACAAUCUCAUUCUAACCCCCUGCCAUGGGCAGGGACACCACCUUCCACUAGCCCAGGUUGCUCCAAGCCCUAUCCAACCUGGCCUUGGACACUUCCAGAGAUGGGCCAACCAGUCAAACCUCUCUGGGCAGCUUGUGCCAGUGCCUCACCACCUUCACAGGGAAGAAUUUGUUCCCAAUAUCCCAUCUAUCCCUGCCCUCUGGCACUGGGAAGCCAUUCCCCCUUGUCCUGUCCCUCCAUCCCUUGUCCCAGGUCCCUCUCCAGCUCUCCUGGAGCCCCUUUAGGCCCUGCAAGGGGCUGGAAGGUCUCCCUGGGGCCUUCUCUUCUCCAGGGGAACCCCCCCAGCUCUCCCAGCCUGGCUCCAGAGCAGAGGGGCUCCAGCCCUGGCAGCAUCUGCAGGGCCUCCUCUGGACUCUCUCCAGCAGCUCCACAUCCUUGUGCUGUUGUUCCCAGGGCUGGAGGCAGCUCUGCAGGGGGGAGGGUCUCACCUGAGUGGGGCAGAGGGACAGAAUCCCCUCCCUCAAACUCAUGUGUCCAGUAACUUGUCCUGAAUUGCUGCUGUCAGCACAGCUUUUCAAAAUCCAUCCUUCCUGCUGGCAGGGAGCAGGAGGGAGGUCAUCUCCCUGGAGCCUGGCUGCCAACUGCAGCCUUUGUGCCCAGAGCUGGGCCUGCGGUGGGAAGAGUCCAUCAGCUCUCUGAUGGAAUGGCUGCUCCUCCCCCUAACACUUUCCCUGUGCCCAAAAAUCCAAGAAGUGCCUCCAUAAGCCACUAAGGACAAUAAAUACAUGCAGAGACGUGUUGAUUCCGGUGUGAUGGGGCUGCUCUCCCAGGAGAACUCGAGAUGUUCUUUCCUUGCUCAGCGCCCGGCGCUGUACCCAUGAGAGGACGGAACAGUCCUUAUAAACAGUCAGCCAGGAGUGGGAAUGUGGGGGCUGCUCUCCCUGUUUAAGACAACAGAGUUAUCAUUCCCUAAAAAGAGGGGACACUUGCCUUCUCCACACUUCAUGGUACUUCCAUGAGAUCCCAACCAGCAGCAUCCAUACCAAGGCUGUCUUCUCUGACGCUUUACUUGCCUGCAAAAUUCUUCCCGUGUUUUUCCAUAUUUUAUAGCAACAGCUUCUCUGCUUUGCCUUUUGAUGUCAAAUUUCUCCUGCGAAACAGCUGGUUUGUCACCACCCCAGACCAGGGAGAAGCACACAUUUGGAUUUCUGCUGUGAAGUGCCGGGAUUUUUACAGUCGUUACGUAGCACUUUAAAGCCCCACGGGGCAGGAGAUGGAGCAGGAGGGAGCUGUGUCCCUGCACAUCUUUUACUAACAGGACAAAAGGCCUUUUACUAACUGUAAUAAAUUGGUUUGACGCUUCA